This is a messenger RNA of Impatiens glandulifera, 1079 nucleotides long. RefSeq names its product BI1-like protein. Lineage: Eukaryota; Viridiplantae; Streptophyta; Magnoliopsida; Ericales; Balsaminaceae. The transcript has 4 exons. Gene Ontology annotation, cellular component: membrane. Bases 102 to 833 code for a protein of 243 amino acids. The record is from RefSeq and is a predicted model, not a curated record.
UAUAGAGAGAGAGAGGAGAGAGAAGGACGCGUAUAGAUUCGAGAAGAAGAAGAGAAGAAAGAAAAAUCGCCGAUUGAAUCAAUCGAUCAAUUGAAUCAAAGAUGUUUGGAUUCGAGAGGGUGAACGCGAAGGAAGAAGACAUUGAUCUGGAGUCAGGAACGCUUUAUCCUGGACUCAGCUAUGGAGAGAAUCAGUUGCGAUGGGGAUUCAUCCAAAAGGUUUACGGAAUCCUUGCGGCGCAAUUCAUUCUCACCACCAUCGUCUCUUCCAUCACCGUUCUAUACUCUCCCGUCAACGAGCUUCUCAGGGAAAAUUCUGGUGUUUUGGUCUUCUUCGCCAUUCUUCCCUUGAUCUUGCUAUGGCCAAUGUAUGUCUACCAGCAAAAGCACCCGAUAAACUUGGUUAUCCUCGGAGGCUUCACCUUGUCCUUGAGUCUCACUGUCGGCAUGAGCUGUGCAAACACAGAAGGAAGGAUUGUGCUCGAAGCUUUGAUUUUAACAUCAGCUGUGGUUUUCUCAUUAACUGGAUACACUUUCUGGGCUGCCAAGAAAGGAAAGGACUUUAGCUAUAUGGGACCAAUCUUGUUCACCAGCCUUUUUGUUCUUGUCUUGACUGGAUUCAUUCAGAUGUUCUUCCCUCUUGGAUCUACAUCGACUGCUAUAUAUGGUGCAAUUAGUGCUAUAAUCUUCUCAGGUUAUAUCGUGUAUGAUACUGACAACUUGAUCAAGCGGUUCACAUACGAUGAGUACAUAUGGGCGUCGGUUACGCUCUAUCUUGAUAUCCUGAACCUGUUCCUUGCCAUCUUAAGGGUUCUAAGACAGGGUGACAACUAAGCUAACUAUUGAGUGCCCUUGUCUAAUCAAAAUUGAGAUAAUGAAUUGCAAUAUGUUUUUUCUUAUUACUUGAUAUGUUAAUAUGGAGGGCCUUUUACUAAAGGUUUCCUAAGAUGUUCUAUUUUGAGGCAUUAUGACAAUAUAUAUUACUGGAUAAGAUGUUGCUAUAUUCAAUUGAUGAUGUUUGUAUACCAUAUUAUUGCCAUCCAUAUUGGUGUAUGAAAUUCAAUUUUCAAUUUUUAUUGA